Molecule: messenger RNA, 651 nt
Organism: Paramecium octaurelia
Lineage: Eukaryota; Ciliophora; Oligohymenophorea; Peniculida; Parameciidae
Source: the annotation of a GenBank genome assembly
UUUAUAUAUAAUGUAAGAAGUAAAGAAGGAGCUUAAAUUAAUCAUCGUUGGUGACGGAGCCAUAGGCAAAACUUGUGCUUUGUUCAGCUAUGUGAAUGAUAAAUUCCCAACAGAAUAUGUGCCGACUGUUUUCGAUAAUACAAUUACUUAAGUUGAAAUUAAUGGAGAAUAGUACUAGUUGUCUUUAUGGUAUUUAAUCUAUAAAAUAUUUGCAGGGAUACAGCUGGACAAGAAGGCUAUGAACACUUGAGAUAAGUAUGUUAUUAAGGAACAGACAUCUUCUUGGUUUGCUUUUCCCUAGUGAGUGAUGUCAGUUUUGAAAAUGCUUUAAAAAAAGUAAUAGAUCUGUUCACUUUUAGUGGCUACCUGAAAUCUCAUUAUACAACAAAAAUGGGUUUAUUAUGUUUUUAGGGCUGAAAAAGGACUUGAGGGAUCCCAAAAAUCUCAAUCAUAUAUAAACUUAAGUUGCAGAAUCAACCAUAAAGAAGAUGGGCUUCCAAUAUAGAGAGACAAGUGCUAUGACUUAGGAUGGUUUAAAGGAGGCCUUUACAUUUUCGAUCUAAAGCCUCAUCAAAUCAAGACAAGAACAGUAGAAAACAAAAAAACCCAAGAAAUCAAGCUGCUAGUUGAUUUGAUAUUAAUUAUUAAAAA